Molecule: messenger RNA, 4675 nt
Organism: Corythoichthys intestinalis (scribbled pipefish)
Lineage: Eukaryota; Metazoa; Chordata; Actinopteri; Syngnathiformes; Syngnathidae
Gene: oxsr1b
Product: oxidative stress responsive kinase 1b
Exons: 18
Coding region: 1518-3098 (526 amino acids)
Biological process (GO): protein phosphorylation
Cellular component (GO): cytoplasm
Molecular function (GO): protein serine/threonine kinase activity; ATP binding
Source: RefSeq, a predicted model, not a curated record
AUUCCACUUGUUGUACUAGAAAAGGCAGAGUCUUAUUUUAAGGAGUAUGAGAGAUUGCAAUGGCCUUGUAAAUAGCUAUAGGUACUAGUUUGGGCAAAAACAGAAUAGCUUCUUGUUUUUGUGAACUACAGUCGACACAAGUGUUUCCAACAUUCGGUUUGGGCCAAGAAUUUUCCUUUAGGUAUAUCCCAUAUUUAUAAUAUACAUACUGGAUAUUAUUAUUGGUUUCAAUUUAAAACAAAGUAACCAUUUACUCUAUACGAUGAAUAGGACUGAAUUUUAAUUUGAAUUUAGCAUAUAAAAAUGUAUCCCAAACCUUAACUGUGGUGGAUUUCUUAACUUUUUUUUUUUUUUUUUUUUUUUACAUAAUAUAUAGUUUGUUUUUAAUUUUUAUUUUAUUUUUUUUUUUUUUUUGAGGUUUUUAAUGUGUUCAGAUUUUAUGUAUGUUGUGAGGACUUUUACGUCGACCCUCCCCCCCUCAACUUUAUUGUAUAGUACUUUCUUGCCUUUUAUUUAUCAUGUUCUAUAUUGUGUUUUGUUGUAAAGCACUUUGAGGACCUCAGGUUUUUGUAAAGGGCUAUAUAAAUAAAUUUGAUUUUGAUUUUAAUUAUAAAAGUAAAGAACUGGUGGAAUUUUAACCAUGUAGAAAAUAUAUUUUUAAAAUUAUUAACCCUAUAAUGUACAAAUAUUUAACUCUUACAGGGCUAUCAUUUAACAUUGGCUAGACGUCCAAUCCAUUUUGACAAGGAGAGGUUAAUGAAAUUCUAAAUUAAACAUAUGUUGGGUAAAUUGAUUUCCAGGUAACUUUAAGGAAGAGGGAAAAAAAAAAUCUGCCUAAAUGAAUUGUUAUAAAACAAUGCAAACCGUCCACCAUGUGUGGUAUUAUUGCAAAUCUAACAUGUUUUUUCCCCCCCCACCAACCACCAGUGGUGUCGCCAUUUAACAAGAGAUGAACCACUUCCUCUGCGACAUUAAUCAACAUCCAAUCACAGUGCGUCAUCGUGAGGGAUUGACCAAUCAGAACUGAUGUUAACGCCUCUUUAUUGACAGCAAGUUUGCCCUGUCUUCGAACUGCCGGUUCGGCUUCAAUCGUGUUACCUCCAUUGAAAGUGUGGCAGACUCCAGGCUUGAUUCUCGCAUCUUAUCAGUCCUUAAAUGUAGCAUUCUUUGAACGUUACUUAUUACAAAGAAUUACGUAUUGUUCUCUGAACUGUCAAUCAUCUGGCGUCACCUUGUGUUCAUUUAUUUCCUCAAUGCCGGUAGUAGUCGUCGGGAACAGGAAGCCGUAGAAUGACCACAACCAACAUGGCCGCCGGAGGAGUCCACAUUUGCCGAGGAGGAAUGCGGUAGGCGGGGCCGCGAACCUUGUGUCAAACUUUGGGAAUGACAGGAGGAGUGCUGCAGGAUUCGCAAAGAAGGGAAAGUGUCGCCCUUGUUGCCGCUCCUUGGAUUACUUGGGACUUUUUCAUUUAAACGCCCGGCCUGUGGAGCCGACACUUUUCCUUCGACGGUGUCGAAUGGCAUAUACCUCAGCCAUGUCGGAGGACCUGACUUCCCAACCGUGGUCCAUCAACAAAGAUGACUACGAGCUACACGAGGUGAUUGGGAGCGGGGCCACAGCUGUGGUUCAAGCCGCCUACUGCACAACGCGCAAGGAGAAAGUGGCCAUCAAGCGUAUCAACCUAGAAAAGUGCCAGACCAGUAUGGAUGAACUGUUGAAAGAGAUCCAGGCAAUGAGCCAGUGCCAUCACCCCAACAUUGUGUCUUACUACACCUCAUUCGUGGUGAAGGAUGAACUGUGGCUAGUCAUGAAGCUGCUAAGUGGUGGCUCAGUGCUGGAUGUGAUCAAGCACAUCAUCUCGCGAGGCGAGCACAAAACUGGUGUCCUGGACCAGGCCAGUAUAGCCACUGUCUUAAAAGAUGUGCUUGAGGGACUCGAGUACCUGCACAAAAACGGACAGAUACACAGAGAUCUCAAAGCUGGGAACAUUCUUCUCGGGGAAGACGGUUCCGUGCAAAUCGCAGAUUUUGGCGUGAGUGCCUUCCUAGCCACAGGCGGCGACAUGACACGAAAUAAAGUGCGCAAGACUUUCGUCGGAACGCCGUGUUGGAUGGCGCCCGAAGUCAUGGAGCAGGUCAAAGGCUACGAUUUCAAAGCGGACAUCUGGAGUUUCGGCAUCACGGCUAUCGAGUUGGCCACCGGGGCGGCGCCGUAUCACAAAUACCCUCCCAUGAAGGUGCUGAUGUUGACGCUGCAAAAUGACCCGCCGGGCCUAGAAACCGGCGUCACCGACAAGGAGAUGGUAAAAAAGUAUGGCAAGUCCUUCAGGAAAAUGAUCUCCAUGUGUCUACAGAAAGAUCCUGAAAAAAGGCCAACGUCGUCGGAGUUGCUGAAGAAUAAAUUCUUCCAGAAAGCAAAGACCCACGACUAUCUCCUUGAUAAGCUUCUACAGAGGGCUCCUACAAUAUCAGAGAGGUCCAAAAAGGUACGUCGCGUCCCGGGUUCCAGCGGCCGUCUGCACAAAACGGAAGACGGCGAAUGGGAGUGGAGCGACGAUGAGCUAGACGAAGAGAGUGAAGAAGGCAAAGCGGCCGUGGCCGCCUUGAGGUCACCGAGAGUGAAGGAAGCGGCGCAAAACUCGGAGAUAUUUCAGACGCCUGAGCCUUCCAGCGUAGCGCCUUCCGCUACUGCUAGCGAAGCAGAACCGGCACCCACUGCCCCUAACCCUGCGCCACAGUCAACAGGCGGAGGAACCACCACCGCUACUGUUCCAACACCGGUCACUCCAGCGUCAAGCAACGAGACGUCGCCCAUAAGUUUGGUGUUACGGUUAAGAAAUACGAAAAAGGAGCUAAACGAUAUCCGCUUUGAGUUCAUGCCAGGCAGAGACACAGCAGACGGCGUGUCGCAGGAGUUGGUGUCAGCAGGGCUGGUGGAUGGGAGAGAUUUAGUCAUAGUUGCUGCAAAUUUGCAGAAAAUAGUUGAUGAGCCUCAAACCAACAAGAAUGUCACUUUUAAACUGGCUUCUGGAAUGGAAGGAUCAGAAAUACCAGAUGACGUCAAAUUGAUGGGCUUUGCGCAGCUCACCAUUAGCUAAACUGCUGUUUACUACUUUGGGACCGACUUGCCUAAAAGAUGUGAAAAUAAGAAAAAAAAACAUAGAAAUAUUCAUAGAGAUUAUUGCUUUUGUUCCCUAUGGCUGUUAAGAAAACCACUACUGCCAAAGAAAAGCAUCGAAGGGUCGCCCAACGGGCUGAAGUAUGACGUGAAUCACUCCAAAAACAAGAACUGACGUUUACAACUGAUUUUGUUUGACGGCCGCAAAGACCGUUUGGAUUCUUCUUUGGCUUUCCUUCCGUAUUUGACGCAUUUGCACAAUCUUAACUAACAGAACGUUUAACAAUGCCUUAUUUUCAGCAGACUACUGAAUGCGCUUUUUUUUUCGGGCUAUCAUGUACAACUUACGGUUUCAGUCGAUGUCACUCUCUACGACGGAGAAGUGACCCCCCAUAAAAGUUAUUAAUCAGUCACUUUUAAUGUAAGAAAACUUGUUCGGAAGUCUUUUUCUUUGUGUCAUAUUUAAAUUUUCUGCAAAUUAUUUAAUGAAGAAAUUUCGAGUCAUUGAGCUUGCAUCCCAAAAAGCAAUCUUUGCUGUGUGAAUUUUUUUUUUGUAUCUCUCAAAUCGUUAGCAUUGGUUCAUAUUCCUUCUUUUGACAGUUACAACACUGUUUAUCCGGAACUUGUAUGAUAACGUACGCUAGCUUUUGUUCGACGUUUAUUGUUGGCUAUUUAUCGGAAAUCCACGCGUGAAAUCUAGACGUUACCGAGAUGGUCAUGUGCUAACUGAAAAUCACGGUGAGAUAUUUAACAAAAUCAUCUUUUGAUAAAGAAACUGGACUUGCCGUUGUGCGAAAACCAAACCGACACCGCAAAUAUUCUAGCGUCGCCUCGACAUCUCGCGAUAACUCGGAAUUUAACGUCUCGUGUUAAAUUGACCGCUCACGCCAGCCGAAACCACACACACUUUGAACAGUUAGUUAGCCGGCGAAGGUGUUUUCACAGAAUCGUUACGAUUUAAGUGCAUUUUUUUUUUGUCUACCUAUAGAAACGCAAGUACUUGAUUGAACUAGUAUGUAAAUAAAAAGCAGGAUUUUGUUGUUUUUAUACCGGGGUGUUUCACGCUUGGCCUUUCGUCUGUCCCGACACGUUUUUUUGAGGGGCGGGGCUUUGAAGGAAGACGACUUGAGCGUUCUGAUCGUUCGCAGAUUGUCGCCUGAUAACGCAUUGGGAACUUUGCUGCCUUUUGUAAACAAAAAUGUGCGUAAAACUGAGCAUUUGUACGACAUUUAAUUCCGGUUUACCAAGUACCUGGAUGGUGAAUGUGCAUUAGUUAAUCAACCGGCCUUAUGUUUGGAAAAUGACCAAUCUGCACCUAUCUCACACGUCAAAGUUCCCAAUCGUAAAUGUUUGAUAUUUGUUCGAUAAGAUGUUUGUGUGAGUGAAUGCAAGUGCGUAUUUGUCUUAGCUCUUACAGGUUGGGUUAUCUGCCAAGAUAACCUUGUAUUGUUCAGGCAAUAAGUCAUUGGCUGCAACAUAGUCAUUUGAGUAAUCCUGAUCCACACUUUGGUUUGCUCUGUUUUAGUUCAGGAGUUCCGAGCAUGUCUUUUUAAUCAA